Physeter macrocephalus (sperm whale) is the source of this 3399-nucleotide messenger RNA. Its product is annotated as zinc finger protein 154-like. Bases 458 to 2179 code for a protein of 573 amino acids. The transcript is spliced from 3 exons. The record is from RefSeq and is a predicted model, not a curated record. Gene Ontology annotation, biological process: regulation of DNA-templated transcription. Lineage: Eukaryota; Metazoa; Chordata; Mammalia; Artiodactyla; Physeteridae.
GCCGUGCCCCGCGGCUUGUGGGAUUUUAGUUCCCCCACCAGGGAUUGAACUCGUGCCCUCAGCAGUGAAAGCCAGAGUCCUAACCACUGGACCUCCAAGGAAUUCCUUGAAAUAGUAUUUUUAGCUUCUGGGAGCAUGCCGAUCUUCACCGAGUCCGAAACGAUAUGUCUCCAAACACUUGGGUGAUCAGCUGCAGAGAGCAUUUGGCAAAAAUAGGAUCAAGAUCACUUUAAAGGCGGGGCAAAGCUCACCUGGAUAUAUCUUUUCCCAACUCCCCUCCUGGCAGAGCUAGUCCUUUCCAGCAAGAAGCCCAGUCUCCUCAAUGUGUGGGUCUGUUGGGACUACAUUACCCAGAAUGCUCAGUAUCGAGCGGCAGGAACGCUACCCAAUGAACGCUUAGAGACUGGAGGCCGCAUGAAGUGAGGGCGGAACUUCUGGCUUCCUUUUCACAGCGGCCAUGUUAGCUACCCUUGGUUUUUGUUUGACCAGUGUGAGAGAUUUGGGAAUUGUGGGUCCAUCUCGAGGUGACGGAAUUGAGAAAGUCCGAGAGGAGGGGCUGUCCCCGCAGCAUAGAGGCGGGUCUGAAGUUCGGCGACGCCGCCCGGGGGCUCCGCGCCAGGCCCAGGAGAGGGUCCGCCGUGCCUGCGUCCCGCCUCUCCCUGCCCCGCUCCGCUCACAGAGUCCGAUGGCGGCGGCGGCGCUGAGGAGCCUUCCUCAGGGCAGUGUGACCUUUGAGGAUGUGGCCGUGUACUUCUCCUGGGAGGAAUGGGAUCUCCUUGAUGAUGCUCAGAGAUGCCUGUACCACAACGUGAUGCUGGAGAACUUGGCACUUAUAAAUUCCUUGGGUUGUUGGCGUGGAGCAGAGGAUGAAGAGGCACCUCCUGAACAGAGCAUUUCUGUACAUAGAAUGUCACAGGUCAGUACUCCCAAGGCAGGUGUGUCCACCCAAAAGGCCCAUUUUUGUGAGAUAUGCAGCCCGGACUUGGGAGACAUUUUGCACUUGACUGAGCACCAGAGGCAGAAACUGUACGAUAUUGGGGCAUGGGAGCAGCAAUUGUAUUUCAGUGCAAAACUUCAGCACCAAAAGCAGAACAUUGGAGAGAAAUGCUUCAGAAGCAACAUGGACAGAACCUCAUUUAUGAAAGACUGCAAAUUUUUUGUGUCAGGGAAGUCCCUUUCCCGUGGGGAGUCCACAUACACCAGGGAGAAGCCAAACAGGGGAACUGAGUGUGGAGCUGCCUUUCACAGGGGGAAAACUCAUUAUAACUCUGGAGAAUGUACUGAAGACUUUAGUUGCAAACACAUGCUUUUUCAGCACCAAAGAGUCCCCACUAGAGAAAAAUGCUACAUGUGCAGCGAAUGUGGGAAAUCUUUUAGCAAAAGCUACAGCCUCAGUGACCAUUGGAGAGUUCAUACUGGGGAAAAGCCUUAUGAGUGUGGGGAAUGUGGGAAAACCUUUAGGCAAAGCUCUAGCCUCAUUCAACACCGAAGAGUUCACACUGGAGCAAGGCCUCAUGAGUGUGACGAAUGUGGAAAAUUAUUUAGCAACAAAUCCAACCUCAUUAAACAUCGGAGAAUUCAUACUGGGGAAAGGCCAUAUGAGUGUAGUGAAUGUGGGAAAUCCUUUAGCGAAAGCUCUGCACUCCUUCAACACCGGAGUGUUCAUACUGGAGAAAGGCCUUAUGAGUGCAGUGAGUGUGGGAAAUUCUUUACCUACCACUCCAGUCUCAUAAAACACCAGAGAGUUCACUCUGGAUCAAGGCCCUAUGAGUGCAGUGAAUGCGGAAAAUCCUUUACUCAAAACUCUAGCCUCAUUGAACACCGUAGAGUUCAUAGUGGAGAAAGGCCUUAUAAGUGCAGAGAAUGUGGGAAAUCUUUUAGCCAAAGCUCUGCACUUCUGCAACAUCGGAGAGUUCACACUGGAGAAAGGCCUUAUGAGUGCAGCGAAUGUGGGAAAUUCUUUACUUACAGCUCCAGUCUCUUGAAACACCAGAGAGUUCACACUGGAUCAAGGCCUUAUGAGUGUAGUGAAUGUGGGAAAUCCUUUACUCAAAACUCCAGCCUCAUUAAACACAGGAGAAUUCACACUGGAGAAAAACCUUAUGAGUGCAGCGAAUGUGGGAAAUCUUUUAGCCAUAGCUCCAGCCUCAUUAAACACCGAAGAGUUCACACUGGUUAAAGGCCUGAUGAGUGCAGUGAAGGUGGGAAAUCCUUUACCCAUAGGUCCAACUUCAGUGACCACUAGAGUGUUCACAUUGGAGAAAGGCUUUACGCGCAUUUGAAUGUGGGAAAUUCAUCUCCAGGCUCCUAAAACACCAUAGUGUCACAUUGGAUGAAAGCCUUAUGAGUAUGGCAGAUGUGGAAAAUUGUUUGGCCAAAGUUUAGCCUCAACACACUCCAGAGAAUUUGCAGUGGAGAAAGGCCUUAUAACUUAUAAAUUCACUGAGUGUGAGAAAGCCUUCCGCUGAAGAACUUACCUUAUGGGAUACCACAGAUUUCAAAUGGGAGAACUACCUUCAAUGUGCAGGGAUAUACAAUUUCUUUGUUCAGUGCAACAACACAGGAGGAGAUCCCUUAUGAAGAUGCCAUUUGCCUGUAUUGAACCACAUACAUCCAAACAUCCACUUAAAUUCCAGGUAUGUGGGAGCUGCAUUGCACUUUUUAACCUGUCCAGGGCCCUUGCCAGAUUUAUGUCACUGCCAGUUCUGUAGCAGAAGUCACGUCACAUCUAACCACCUGGCAGAUGCCCAUAGUGUGCAACAUUCACUCAACCUAGUGUGUUCAGGGAAGGAAACCCCAGUGCUCUCCUAUUUGCAGGAUGAUUCAUGAGUAGCUUGAACACUUAGUCUUUCCCAGUUUUUUUUCCUCCCUCAUGAGUUAAAUCAUGGACCUUACCCAGUUUUGGCCUAGAGGACUCCGUUGGUGAUUUGAAAAGAUGGACUACAUUUUUCAGGGAUAUUAUUGAUCUCAUGAGACUCUAGUGAUGGGAUUUUCCAGCCUCCAAGUCACCAGCCUGGGGAACAGUCUGCCUCUUGUUUGUAUAAUAAUAAAGGUCUUAUUGUUUAAGUCACCAUUGAUCUUAGGGGUUCUGUUCACUGUGUGGGGUGGUUUGUUGUUAACUGGUUUUGCUGGCUUGAAGAGAUGAACUGCUCUGGUCAGGAUCCCAAACUGUGUGCCUCAGCAGGGACAGUAUGAUGGCAGAAUAUGCCUCUCCAGUUUUGGCCUAGGUUGCAUUGCUGCUCAAAACCUUCAAGGAAAGACUGCAGGGCUUUGUGGUCUUAAUUUUUAGAUGGCAUGCCAUGAUGUUUUGUAGGUUCGGAGUUCAAACUGAGGAGGGGGCUGUUCUUGGUUGCUGUGACAACCUUUAGUGCUUCUGAGAGCAACAUAAACUUAUUCUCU